Molecule: messenger RNA, 951 nt
Organism: Scutellospora calospora
Lineage: Eukaryota; Fungi; Glomeromycota; Glomeromycetes; Diversisporales; Gigasporaceae
Source: the annotation of a GenBank genome assembly
AUGAGUUCAAAAGAUUCGAAAGUAGAAGCCAAAACGCUGCCCUGUAUAUUUGUUCCUUUUGCUAAAAAGCAUCCAGAAAGUAACUUACUAGAAUGUAUAGAGAAAUAUAAAUCUAAAGAAAAGCAACAGUGGCGAAAUGCGUCUGCUAAUCUAGCAACAAAAAGAUUGACAGAAUUGGCUAAGUAUUUUCCUGAAUUAGCUUCAUUUCUUGAGUCUCUUGAAAAAAAUGAAUUAGGUUCUUCAAGUUUAGAUGAGAUUGAACUAAUUUCCGUUGAUUUUGGAGUUCAAAUAUCUUUGCUAGCCAUUAACUUUGGAGUUCAAGUAUCUUUUCCAGUUAUUGACUUCAGAGUUCAAGUAUCUUUGAUGAAUUCAACAUAUGAAAUUCUUUUGGAACGAAUUAGUAUGUUAGAAAAUGCUAAUAGGCAAUUAAUAGUCGAAAAUAAAGCAUUAAAAAAAAAAUUACAUGAAAGAUUUACUAACCAGCAAGAUCAAGAACUUCUUCUCGAGAAAAAUCAAAAAACAAAUAUGAUUGAUGACUUAGUAAAUUCUCAAAGCCAAAUAGGAAGUAUUAAAAAAUGUACUUUUUGCCAAGCCUCUGAUAUCAAUAAUAAGAAGCAGAUUUGUCCUAACUGUUAUAAUAAAUUACCUAUGAUUAAAUUAGAUAUGCAAGGAUCAGUUCCAGAGGUUCAUACACUACAAAUAUUUAUUUCUGAUCUGAUAGGAAUUAAUCCCAAUUUGAUAGUUAAUAUUCGAAAAGUUCUUGAGCAUAUCGAAAAAGUAUCUGAAGUUAAAAAUCAUAGAUGUACUCUUUAUAAAAAAAUAAAUAUGUUAAAAGCAUUUGUCGAGUUGAAUUGGGAUAUUGAUAUGAGAGAUUUUGCUUAUUAUCAGGGAUAUCAAACUGAAAAUCAGCUUCAGUUCUUCAAAAAAUAUUCAGAUUAUCACAAAUCAUGA